AUGACAUCAUCCUCAGGUGCCUCAGCUGCAGAUAAAACAGCCAAGUCCAUUGGUGAUCUUUCAGCAAAGGUGCAUUCUGGUUCUUCAGCGAGGGAGAAUUCAACGUCAUCUAAGAAGACAUUAGAUUUGGAGCCUAACCCUUUCGAGCAAUCUUUCGCUCAAAAUAAGGUUAAAGGCAAUAGUCGCGUUCGAGGACAAAACUCCAACCAAGGAACGUCGUCUUCCUUUUUGCAGAGUCAUGCAACAAGAACGAAUCAAAAUGGCAUAACACAGCAAGUAUUUCCGCAAUCUAUUUCGCCGCCAAUAUUAACACCAGGUGGAAGUAGAAGAUUACCGCCGACCAGCGUACUUCCACCGCUGGUAGGAAUGCUGACACCUGGUGGAGGAUCAUUGCCUGGGACCCCAGGUAUUUGGUCGGCCCUUUUAGGAGCUGGAGUUACCCCAGGUAGUGCAACAUCACCUUACUUUAAUAUACCAGCAUUGGCAGAUUCUGCCCAAGGUGUUAGGCCACAGACAUCCCAAAUGUUGCCAAAUUCGUCAUCACGCCAAUCGCAGGGUAUUCAACCUCAACACCAGAAACAGCGGCAACAGCAUCAAAGGCAGGCAGUUCAGUUAGGGCAGACAUAUUAUGCGGAAAAAGAAGGUAUCAACGCUGAUGACACGUCUUUGCUAAGGGGGGGAAAUGCUAAUACAGGAUUUGUUCCGCAGCUUCCAGCACGUUUGCCAAGUGUUGGAAGUAUCAACGGAUUGAUGGGAUCUAUUCCUAGCUUUACCACAACGCCGGGUGGUUCCGUAUCCACCCUUUCAGUUCAACCCAACCCGGAUGGGUCUGCUACAGAUGCUAACAGCGAUGGAACGGGUCAAACAAUUAUUGGUCUUAAAAUGUCCGAUGACGUGGCAAAUUCAGCAACACCUAGACGCAAGAGAGAAGUCAGUAAGAUGGCUAAAGAGCCAGCCAAUAAGAAAAAAAAAGUUGAUGAUAAGGCACGAAAAGCAAAAUUAAAUGUGGUAAAGGCUAAGCAUGGUAAAGUUGGUAGAAAGAGAAAAUCACGUAAUGAUAUGACUGAGGAGGAAAAAAGAAGGAAUUUCUUAGAGCGGAAUAGGCUGGCAGCUUCUAAAUGUAGACAGCGGAAGAAGAAAAUGGUUGAGAAAAUGAAAGAAGAUUUACAAUUCUAUACUUCCCAGUAUAGCACGUUAACAUCCCAUAUAAGUAUCCUCAGAGAGCAUGUUCUGACCCUCAGAACAAUUUUAUAUGCUCACAAGGGAUGCCAAAAGCUUAUAGAACAGGUUGGUGGAGUCGAAACCUUAAAUACCUUGCUCAAUGGUACAAAUUACGUUUCGCAGCUCCCCCAAGCUCACCAUGUGCCAACCCCUCCUUCUGUACAGCUGCAAGGAAUAGCUUCGCCGGCGAAAUUAGAUAAUAAUGAUCUAAAUACCUCCCGUCUCCCAACCAGGAAUUUCUUGGGUAAUAAUAACCAAUCACAGAGCAAGGUAUCUGCUCGAGAAUCUGUGGUUAGUUCCAACAGUUCCGCUCUGAACAAUUCCCUCAUGAACACCCCAGCAUCAAAUACCACUAAUGGAGCCAGUGCAAAUGUUUCUGAGCUGAAUUUACAAGGAGGUUCGCCUCCUCAAGCUGCUGUUGCUGCUGCCGUUGCAUUAAGUGCUAAUAGCCUGAUAAAUAGGCAUCAAAAUGCUAGAAUUCAUAAUUAG
Messenger RNA from Brettanomyces bruxellensis, 1710 nucleotides. RefSeq lists its product as uncharacterized. The transcript has a single exon. The record is from RefSeq and is a predicted model, not a curated record. Gene Ontology annotation, molecular function: RNA polymerase II cis-regulatory region sequence-specific DNA binding; DNA-binding transcription factor activity, RNA polymerase II-specific. Gene Ontology annotation, biological process: regulation of transcription by RNA polymerase II. Lineage: Eukaryota; Fungi; Ascomycota; Pichiomycetes; Pichiales; Pichiaceae. The coding region runs from base 1 to 1710 and encodes 569 amino acids.